AUGAACCUCAGAGUUUUCUUCGUGUGUUUCUUUGUUUUUAUUAUCUUUAGCUACGGUUUCUCAAUGGCUCAAAUGGUUCCUGCUGUUUAUGUUUUUGGAGAUUCACUUGUAGAUGUUGGAAACAACAAUUACUUGCCUCUUUCUAUUGCUAAGGCUAAUCAUCGUCACUAUGGUGUUGAUUUUCUUAAUCAAAAACCAACUGGGAGAUUUAGCAACGGCAAAAAUGCUGCUGAUUUUAUCGGUGAGAAAUUGGGUUUGGCAACUUCACCACCUUACCUCUCAUUGAUAUCAAAAGCCAACAAAAAUGAGAAUAAUGUAUCAUUUAUGAAUGGUGUUAGUUUUGCUUCCGCAGGUGCUGGAAUAUUCGACGGUACAGAUCAACGUUAUAGACAGUCGUUACCUUUAGGAAAACAAGUGGAGCAUUACUCAAAUGUGUAUGAGGAACUGACAAGACAAGUGGGAGCAAGUGCUUUACAGAAGCAUCUAUCAAAAUCAAUUUUUGUUGUGGUGAUUGGAAGCAAUGAUAUCUUUGGAUACUUUGAGUCAUCAGAACUUCGUAAGAAAAACACUCCACAACAGUAUGUUGAUUCCAUGGUUUUCUCACUAAAACUGCAACUGCAGCGAUUAUAUGAUAAUGGUGGGCAUAAGUUUGAGAUUGCGGGAGUUGGGGUGGUUGGAUGCUGCCCUGCGUUCAGACUGAAGAACCAAACGGAAUGUGUUGUUGAAACUAAUUACUGGUCAGUUGAAUAUAACAAAGGUCUUCAAUCCAUGUUGAAAGAAUGGCAAUCAAAGAAUGAAGGCAUAAUCUACUCCUACUUCGACACUUAUGCCGCAAUGAGUGACCUCAUACAGAAUCCAACUGUCCAUGGAUUUACAGAUGUGAAAGCAGCUUGUUGUGGACUUGGAGAGUUGAAUGCCAGGGCUCCUUGCCUGCCGGUGUCAAAACUUUGUCCCACUAGACAAGACCACGUUUUCUGGGAUCAAUACCAUCCUACAGAGGCAGCUUCGCAGAUCUUUGUUGACAGAAUUUUUGAUGGUCCUUCAACUUACACUUCUCCUAUUAAUAUGAGACAGCUAGUAGCAGCUUGA
Molecule: messenger RNA, 1089 nt
Organism: Lathyrus sativus (Indian pea)
Lineage: Eukaryota; Viridiplantae; Streptophyta; Magnoliopsida; Fabales; Fabaceae
Source: the annotation of a GenBank genome assembly